This is a messenger RNA of Bursaphelenchus xylophilus (pine wood nematode), 4593 nucleotides long. Lineage: Eukaryota; Metazoa; Nematoda; Chromadorea; Rhabditida; Aphelenchoididae. The record is from the annotation of a GenBank genome assembly.
AUGGUCACAUUGGAUGUACAAACUAAAUUCGGCGGGUUGGACGAUCUCAGAAAACAUGGAACUCCCGAUGAAAGACUUAAAGUCCUUUUCAAAAAGCUAAAGUAGGUCCAAUCAAAUUGUCUAUUUAAUUUUUAGGACAAUGCAUGUAUGCAAAAAACUUGAAAUGAUAGUCGAGACCGCCUUGUUGGAGAAGGAAGAUCAAGAAAAGAGGUAUAUAUUGUUAUAUAGGGCAGUAUUAUUGUGCGAUAUGAUCCGACAGCGACCUGACAUCGACGCGGAUAAGCCGGUAAGUCGAUUUUUUAAGUGUUUUUACCUAUGUUAUCUUUUUUCUAUUACACUAUACCCAUUUUGAAUUUAGUUGAGGGAACGAGUAUUUAAACUUUACGAAAAGGCACUAACUGAACUUGAGAAUCUACAAGAUGUCCUUGCUCAGGCUUAUCAACAAGUUAGACAUCGAAGACCAUCACCACUCCCCUUGAUUGCGAAUAAAACAAGAACUUUUGAAGAAGAAGUUAAUUCAGAAGAGUUUGGCGACUUUAUUACUCCAUUUCAACUCGUGAAAUAUGUUGAAUCUUCUCAAAAACAAGUGUUAAUUAUUGAUUUUCGUCAAAACCAUUCACCUUCAAUCGAAUAUGUGGACACGAACAUGAUCCAGACCAUGAAUAUCGAAGAGGGUUUGAUCGCUCCCGGGUAAUUUUAAUUUAAUUUGUUAUUCCGUUCUUAGAUACGUUAUGAUGCAACUCGGACUAGAUGAAACUGUGUUCUUUUAGGAUAACAUACGAUCACAUCUCCAUGUAUCUUGAUAUCACCAGCAGGUAUAAAUUUGGUAUUAUUUCGAACUUUGGGCUCGUUGUAUUAAUGGGAGACGAACUGGCAGAUCGUGCGGCUUCUCCAUUCAGUGAGCGAAGUAAAUGCAAAGCCCUAAGAGAUGCGUUGAUGAAAGGGAAGCUGAAAAGAAAACCCUUGCUUCUGCAAGGAGGAUUCCCAGCAUUCCAAAGAGCCUAUCCAAUUUAUGUGGAGAAGACAGCAGCACGACAACAACGUCUACUCAGCGAACUCUCAGAUAUGGACGAUUUCUCGGCGUUGGUGGCCAAAGCCAGAGCCGGGAUAUCUGUUCGGGAGAUUGUUUAUCCCGACAUCUUCGACAGACCGAAGCCAGCUCCAUUCCCCAUAAGCGAAGAGGAAUUGAAGAAGCCGACGAUUGAUCGAUUCAAUGAACUUAGUGUCAGAGAACGGCGUCCAAGUCCGACAAGAAGGUCGCCCAGCAGAAAUGCGAUUACUCGAGAUGUCCCUGUCAAAGUGGAAGGGCCAAAACCGUCGUAUUCCAAUGAAAAGAUAUCUGAUUUUGGUAGAAACGAAACAUCGAUAAGGGCGAGUAAUAGUAAUAUCAGUUUGAAUGAGAAGCCGAGUGCCCCAUCGAUUGGAGAGCUUGAUCGCCCAUUGAAUCAACGACCUCGGCCAUUGGUGGACAGAACGAAGAAACCGCUGAUUGAGAACAAGAAAGAUAUAACCGAAUUCCCAGUUGAACCAUUCGAACAACCCAAGAGUUUUACGGAGGAGAAGCUGGAAAAUGGAGUGGACAUCAAGUAUAACGCCAAUGUCCCUCAGAUUCCGACUCUCGGAGGUACGAGAAUAGAUCCUCCUCAGCCACAGCCAAGAACAAUGUAAGUUAUUUUAGUUCGAUGACCGUUUUUUAGUGUCCAUCCCCGUCCAUCCCAGAGAACGCGACCGCCCACUCCAGAUCGAUCUACAAAAAAACUAUCACCUGAAGUUGAGUAAGUAUCUUCUUUUUUUUCAUUUAUUUAUUAUUUAGACAACAGAAACAAACUCUUCGGAGAGUAUUUGAAAUCACGAUCGAUGAUAUCAGAAAUGAUCCCAGGAAUGUGAUGGGUAAUGUCCCCCCGGGAUGCACUGGUCUGUUCAAUCUUGGAAACACUUGCUUUAUGAAUGCAACCCUCCAGGCAUUAUUCAACACUCCCAACAUGAGAUAUUACUUUUCGAGAGAUCGGUUUUUGAAUCAUGUUAAUGUGUAAGUUGAUAGGUUUAAUUGCCUUAUUAUAAAAUUUUAGAGCCAAUACAAGAGGAACUAGUGGAGUUAUGGCUGCUUGCUUCUCGGCGUUGAUGGAGGUUGUCUGGUCCGGCAAAUUCAAGGCAUUUAGAACAAUGAGAUUCAUUGUAAGUUUUAUUUUUUUAAUUAUAGUUGGAUUAGGGUCGUUUAGAGGAAAGCACAGCGUUCUGUACUUUUUUGGAAUGAUUCCGACACCGAUUUUUUCGAAUUUUUCUAAAAUAGCCCGCAUUUACGCAGGUGUCGCGAGGGAAUACUGUAAGAUUGACGUGCAAAAUUUGCAGUGCUUGUAGAGUAAAUAAAGAUCUUUCCAACGAUACAACUUACGUAAAUUAAUAUGGAAAAAGAAAUUUGUAAUCAACGCUGAAAAAUGACCGACCUUGGAUUUUCGGCGCUAAAGAUUGCCCUUAGGCAGAUCUUUUAGAAGAAGUGGAUGGUAACACCUUAUGCAGAAUUUAAUUCUCUACAACAUAUCCAAAAAUUACGAAAUUUUACUGCUUUUCCGUCGAAUUAUGCCUCAAAAAUGCAAUUUUUGCACUAGUUUUACCAAUGUUUUUAAAAUAUUUGCACUUUAAGGGCAUAAUUACAAAAACAGAGUCGUACAUAUUGAAGCUUGCAUGCUAACUGACCGUACUGUUUAAUUUUACCCUGUCAUGUUUCUCCAUCUUCAAGAACAACGGAGCUAAAGUUUGGUGCUUGGACCCAGCAUAAAAAUGCCCUAAGGGCGAAUUUCAAAGAUGCCAUAGUGCCACUGGACGUAAAAUAAGCGUUCAAACAGCCAUGCUCAAAAGGCAACGAUUCAUUUCCUUCUUCUGUCACUGCUCCAAGAAAUCCAUGCAACAUCAUGAACGCGUAAAUGUGUUCAUGAGGCCACCGAUGUUUCAAACUAUUCCGGAAACUCCCAACGUUGAUUUUUUCGUCAAAUUCGGCAUACCUGUAGUACAAAAAAUUCUAUGUUCAGUGGCACUAUCGCAUUUUUGAAAUUCGCCCUUAGGGCAUUUUUAUGCUGGGUCCAAACACCAAACUUUAGCUCCGGUGUUCUUGAAGAUGGAGAAACAUGACAGGGUAAAAUUAAACAGUACGGUCAGUUAGCAUGCAAGCUUCAAUAUGUACGACUCUGUUUUUGUAAUAAUGCCCUUAAAGUGCAAAUAUUUUUAAAAUAUUGGUAAAACUAGUGCAAAAAUUGCAUUUUUGAGGCAUAAUUCGACGGAAAAGCAGUAAAAUUUCGUAAUUUUUGGAUAUGUUGUAGAGAAUUAAAUUCUGCAUAAGGUGGUACCAUCCACUUCUUCUAAAAGAUCUGCCUAAGGGCAAUCUUUAGCGCCGAAAAUCCAAAGUCGGUCAUUUUUCAGCGUUGAUUACAAAUUUCUUUUUCCAUAUUAAUUUACGUAAGUUGUCAAUCUUACAGUAUUCCCUCGCGACACCUGCGUAAAUGCGGGCUAUUUUAGAAAAAUUCGAAAAAAUCGGUGUCGGAAUCAUUCCAAAAAAGUACAGAACGCUGUGGAAAGGUGUUUAUGUUACCCUUUUAGGAGGUUUUUGGGAACAUUUGUCGUGAUCUAUGCGAUGGCCGGCAGCAUGAUGCACAAGAAUUCCUUAUCUUUCUGUUGGACGCAUUACACGAAGAUACAGUAAGAGUCCUUUUGGAUAAGAUGAUCGAACAGAACUAUGAUGGGCUGGACUGUCGGAGAGAUUGGGAACAUUAUCUGAAGAAUGGAAGACGCUUCAGGGAUUCCCCGAUCAUGGAUAUUUUUAAUGUAAGACCAAGUCUGAUGUAUAAAAAUUUGAUGAAUAAGGUGGUUAAUGAAAGUAUUUCAGCUAACCAUCGCUAGUCAACUAAACUGUGGACAAUGCGGAACAGGAAGUUUGACCUUUGCGGAGUCCACACAGGUCAUGUUGGAGUUGCCGAUGGGAUCUUCUUGUAACCUUUCGGAAUGUCUUCGGAGUCAUUUCAGGGAUUCGGUAAGAGAUUUCAUAGAGUUGGGAUUGAAUUUGUGGUGCAUGUUAGGGCUGAUUAAGGUAUUGAUGAUGUUUUUUACAGAUUUUGGACGGCUCGAGUGCAUGGAAUUGCCCGAAAUGCUCAAGAAAACAAAGGGCCCGUCUUCAACAAAAAAUCUGGACCCUCCCUCCGGCUCUAGUCAUCCUCCUUAAGAGAUUCAGACAGAACCCGGACGGAUCUUUCGAGAAGAACACAAUCGCAGUCGACUUCGACAUCCAAAACCUCGAUUUGUCCCCAUAUUUACACGAAAAGGCCUCCAAACAGAACAGCAAAUAUAGAUUGUAUGCUAUCACUAAUCACAGCGGUACUCUCAAUUCGGGUCAUUACACCGCCUUCGUCAAAAAUCAAAGUAUUAACAAUUGGGUUUCGUUCGACGAUGAUUAUUGCUCAGAAGUCAGCGAGUACAACAUUAAGGUAGGCAUAAAGAUAAAACGUUUAAAUAUCGACGGAUUGGUUAUGAAAUUGGUUUUUUCAGACGGAAAAGGCCUUCAUCUUAUACUACACAAACGACUCCCGCCAAUUACCCUCAAUUUAG